CUAGGCACAGCUGAAUAAACUCGAAAUUUUGCUCAAAAUUUUGACCUUUAGAGAUAUAAUAAGUAGCCACACCCCAAUGCAUAAAUGGCUACAAUGCAGUGUUAUGGCAUCAUGAGAAGAUUGAUCACUUCCUGCUAUUACUGCAAGUGCUGCAGGGUGACAGUAAGGGGAGAUCAAUAUCCUUCCCUUCAACUAUAUUUACAUUCACACUCUGUGAAGUACAGGCACGUGGCUCAAUACAAGAGACAUUUGGUAAGAGACACAUCUCCGGAAAACAGAAAAAACAUAAUUUAUGAAAAAGAGAACAUAUGGACAAUACCAAACCUAUUGACAACACUAAGAAUAGGAUCAGCUCCAUUAUUAGGUUAUCUUGUACUCAAUCAAGAGUAUCUUGGAGCCAUAGGAGUACUCACUGUAGCCAGUCUCUCUGACUUGUUAGAUGGUUUCAUUGCAAGACGGUUCCCAUCGCAAUCAUCUAAGCUAGGCUCCAUAUUGGAUCCUCUAGCUGACAAGUGUCUUAUAUCAGUAUUAUACAUAUCACUAACAAUCGUGAAUCUUAUACCUCUCCCUCUCACUUUUCUUAUUAUAUCACGAGAUUUAAUGCUAGUUGGUGGGUCGUUCUACCUACGUUAUGUCACUCUACCUCCUCCUAGGACAUGGAGGAGAUACUGGGACGUUGAGAGAUCCGGUCUACAAAUAACACCCAACCUUCUAGGCAAGGCUAACACUGCUCUACAAUUAAUGUUGGUUGGUAUUACUAUGCUGUCACCUUUGCUAGACUGCAUUGAUCAACAGCUCUUGAAAUUAUUAUGGUUUACUGUAGGUACUACAACAAUUGCAUCAGGAAUGAGUUACUGUGUGCAAUUAAAAGGAUUUCAAAUCAUCAAAAAAAGACAUUUAAAAUAAUCACUCACUCUCAUCACUCAUACACACUCUACAUGUAUCUAUAGUAUCAAUUCCAAUAAUUCAAUUUCUACAUCAAUCAACAA
Messenger RNA from Amphimedon queenslandica, 989 nucleotides. RefSeq names its product cardiolipin synthase (CMP-forming)-like. The record is from RefSeq and is a predicted model, not a curated record. Bases 85 to 906 code for a protein of 273 amino acids. Lineage: Eukaryota; Metazoa; Porifera; Demospongiae; Haplosclerida; Niphatidae. The transcript has 8 exons. Gene Ontology annotation, biological process: cardiolipin biosynthetic process. Gene Ontology annotation, cellular component: membrane; mitochondrion. Gene Ontology annotation, molecular function: cardiolipin synthase (CMP-forming) activity.